AUGAUUUCUCAGUUCUUCGUCCUUUCCCAAAGAGGCGACAACAUCGUCUUCCGCGACUAUCGUGGUGAAGUACAAAAGGGAAGCGCUGAAACGUUUUUCCGAAAAGUCAAGUUCUGGAAAGAGGACGCUGAUGGUGAUGCUCCACCUGUUUUUAAUGUAGAUGGUGUGAACUACUUCCAUGUCAAGGUUGCGGGGUUGUUGUUUGUUGCUACGACUAGAGUUAAUGUUUCUCCUUCUGUUGUUUUGGAGCUUUUGCAAAGAACUGCAAGGGUUAUUAAAGAUUACCUUGGUGUUCUUAAUGAGGAUUCUUUUAGGAAGAAUUUUGUGCUUGUCUAUGAACUGCUUGAUGAAAUGAUUGAUUUUGGUUAUGUGCAAACGACGUCUACGGAGGUUUUGAAGUCGUAUGUUUUCAAUGAGCCGAUUGUGAUUGAGACUGCACAGAUGCCACUUGGUCCCACUUCGAUUUUUAUGCACGGGAGCAAGCGAAUGCCGGGUACAGCUAUUACAAAAUCUGUUGUUGCUAAUGAACCUGGUGGGAGGAAGAGAGAUGAGAUCUUUGUUGAUGUAAUUGAGAAAAUAAGUGUCACAUUCAAUUCUAGUGGAUAUAUACUUACUAGUGAGAUUGAUGGCACCAUUCAAAUGAAGAGUUAUCUUACUGGUAACCCAGAGAUUCGACUUGCUCUCAAUGAGGACUUGAGUAUAGGAACAAGUGAUUAUAGAGGUUCUGGUGCUGUGAUUUUAGAUGAUUGCAACUUUCAUGAGUCUGUGCACCUUGAUAGCUUUGAUGUUGACCGAACUUUAUCUUUGGUACCACCAGAUGGUGAAUUUCCUGUCAUGAAUUAUCGUAUAACUCAAGCAUUUAAGCCACCUUUUCGUAUUAAUACAUUGAUUGAGGAAACAGGACCACUCAAGGCUGAAGUGACCAUUAAAGUGCGGGCUGAAUUCAACUCAAGCAUCAAUGCUAACACUGUUCUUGUACAAAUGCCACUUCCUACAUUUACAGCUCGUGUUAACUUCGAGUUAGAACCUGGAGCAGUUGGACACACAACUGAUUUCAAGGAAGCAAAUAAAAGACUGGAAUGGGGAAUAAAAAAGGUUGUUGGUGGAUCUGAACAUACUUUACGAGCAAAGCUGACGUUUUCGCAGGAAUUACAUGGAAAUAUCAUGAAAGAAGCCGGGCCUCUUAGCAUGACAUUCACUAUACCUAUGUACAACUCUUCAAGGCUUCAGGUGAAAUACUUGCAGAUAGCAAAGAAGUCGAAAAGUCAUAAUCCAUAUCGAUGGGUUAGAUAUGUAACCCAAGCAAACUCAUACGUUGCCCGGUUGUAA
Lathyrus sativus (Indian pea) is the source of this 1329-nucleotide messenger RNA. The record is from the annotation of a GenBank genome assembly. Lineage: Eukaryota; Viridiplantae; Streptophyta; Magnoliopsida; Fabales; Fabaceae.